UCAGCUAGGGGGCCGGGCUUGAGUUUAGAAGCUACGGGGGGUUGUGGGGUGUCCAGGAGCUUAAGGCGCCGCGCUUUCUCUUUGGCGUUCGCCGCAGAACGUCUUGUGUCCUUUCCGCGCUUUCGGAGAGGGGGAAAGCAGAGCUUCUUCACGAGCUGGGGCCCGUGAAGGAGAAGGGAGCCAGCGGGGGACUCUGGAGCGCCUGAGGGCAGGACUGCGGCCCGGAAGAGGGGAGGAGCAGAGAGGGUUCCCGUAGGCAGGGUCCGCACGCGCUGGGAUCAGGGCUGGUCCCGAGAAGGGCCUGGGGCGGCCGCGCUAUGUUCGGGGCCCGGUGCCUGCUCCGAUUCCUGCGCUCCUGUUCCUCGGCUCCUUGCCCAAGGCACAAACCUUCAGCCAAACUGAGCGUGCGGGACGCUCUCGGGACCCAGAACGCAAGUGGGGAGCGCGUUAAGGUCCAGGGAUGGAUUCGUUCAGUCCGAUCCCAGAAGGAAAUCUUGUUCCUGCAUGUAAAUGAUGGGUCAUCUUUGGAAAGCCUUCAGGUUGUAGCAGAUUCAAGCUUUGACAGUAGAGAACUGGCCUUUGGGAGUUCUGUGGAAGUUCAGGGGCAGCUGGUAAAAAGUUUGUCCAAAAGGCAAAAUGUGGAACUGAAGGCAGAAAAAAUUGAAGUUGUUGGAAAUUGUGAUGCCAAGGCUUUCCCUUUUAAAUAUAAAGAGAGGCAUCCUCUGGAGUAUCUGAGACAAUACCCUCACCUUAGGUGUAGGACUAAUGUUCUGGGUUCUAUACUGAGGGUUCGCAGUGAAGCCACAGCUGCUAUCCAUUCUUUCUUUCAGGACAGUGGCUUUGUGCAUAUUCAUACUCCAAUAAUCACAUCCAAUGACUGUGAGGGGGCUGGAGAACUUUUUCAAGUUAAACCUUCAAGCAAAAUAAAGGUACCUGAGGAGAAUUUCUUCAAUGUUCCUGUUUUCUUAACUGUCUCAGGACAACUUCAUCUAGAAGUGAUGUCAGGAGCUUUUACUCAAGUGUUUACCUUUGGUCCAACAUUCCGAGCAGAGAAUUCUCAGAGCCGGAGACACCUGGCAGAGUUUUAUAUGGUAGAAGCAGAGAUUUCUUUUCUUGAGAGCCUUCAAGAUCUCAUGCAGGUUGUAGAGGGCCUCUUCAAGACUACAACAAUGACAGUUCUCUCAAAUUGUCCUGAAGAUGUUGAACUCUGUCACAAAUUCAUAGCUCCUGGCCAAAAGGACAGAUUAGAACAUAUGCUAAAAAACAACUUUCUAAUCAUUUCUUAUACUGAGGCAGUGGAGAUCUUAAAGCAGGCAUCCCAGAACUUCACCUUCACUCCGGAGUGGGGUGCUGAUCUACACACUGAACAUGAAAAGUACCUGGUAAAGCACUGUGGCGACAUACCAGUCUUUGUCAUUAAUUAUCCAUUAGCACUCAAGCCCUUCUACAUGAGGGAUAAUGAAGACAGCCCUCAGCACACAGUUGCUGCUGUUGAUCUUCUGGUUCCUGGAGUUGGAGAACUCUUUGGGGGAAGCCUCAGAGAAGAACGGUACCAUUUCUUAGAGCAGCGAUUGGCCAGGUCAGGACUGACAGAAGCCUACCAAUGGUAUCUGGACCUCCGUCGAUUUGGAUCUGUGCCACAUGGAGGUUUUGGGAUGGGAUUUGAACGCUAUCUGCAGUGCAUCUUGGGAAUUGACAAUAUCAAAGAUGUUAUCCCUUUUCCAAGAUUUACUCAUUCGUGUCUUUUGUAGCUGAAGACUGGUUAAGGAAAACCACCCUGUGCCAGAGGUACUGCACGUGAAUAUACAUACAGGAGAAUGCAUGUUUGAACUGUAGAAAUGCAGAAGUUUUCAAUAUGUAAUUGUCAUGCCAGAAGAUACAUGAAAGAUACGUGUGAUCAUGAUUUUCAUUGAAAGUUGAAGGCAUUUCCUGGAAAGAUGAACUCCAUCAAGAAGAGGUACUUAUAGCAGAUAGAAUCUCAAAGCUAUUGUGUCAAUUAAGAAAAAAAUGAAGAAAUUGAACUAGAUGGUCUCAAAGGUCCUUUCAAACUCUAGGACAGGAUGAAAUUGUGUAUUUUACUUUUUCAAGAUUUUUUUUUGGAUGUGGACCAUUUUUUUAAAGUCCUUAUUGAAUUUGUUACAAUAUUGCUUCUGUUCUAUGCUUUGGCCCUUUGACCACAAGCCAUGUGGGAUCCCAGCUCCCCGACCAGGGAUCGAACCCGCACCCCGCGCACUGGAAAGCAAAGUCUCAACCGCUGGACCGCCAGGGAAGUCCCGAAAUUGUGUAUUUUACUUUGUCUUUAAUCAGUAGACCACUGCCCUCUGUGACCUUUGAGAAGGAACUACUAGCUGAAAAUAAAAUGUUGUUGGAUCUUUUCUCCCUUGCCAUUUAACCUAUGAUAAAUUCCCAUCUUAUUCUCAUUGCUUUACUAAACAUUACAGAAGAAAAUAUUCCUUUUUCGGGUCUUGAAUUAAGAAAAUUGCUAUUGUGAAUUGAAAUCUUUUUUCAUCAGACUACAUGAAAAAUCACAUUUAAUAACUGUUGAGCCUUAAUUAUAAAAACUAACAAGAUGUAUUAUUUAAACUAAUCACUGUUGUGUUGCAGUUAGUUCAUGUUAGAUAUUUAUAACGUCUCUGAUAAUCAAUAAAAUAGAUUUUCGAUACCUAUGAAAGAAAAAAACAGGUUUUUAAAUUCCAUUUGGCCUUUUCCCAGUGAAAUUUGGAAGAAAGGUAUUUUCCAUCCAAGAUGAGGAUAUAUAGCUAAACCUAAAGGGAGGAUAAUUCUGGAGUCAAAAAGUAACGGUGGGGGGCUUCCCUGGUGGCGCGGUGGUUGCGCGUCCGCCUGCCGAUUCAGGGGAACCGGUUUCGCGCCCCGGUCUGGGAGGAUCCCACAUGCCGCGGAGCGGCUGGGCCCGUGAGCCAUGGCCGCUGAGCCUGCGCGUCCGGAGCCUGUGCUCCGCAGAGGGAGAGGCCACAACGGUGAGAGGCCCGCGUACCGCAAAAAAAAAAAAAAAAAAAAAAAAAGUAACGGGGCAUAUUAGAGUGAGAAGAUCACUGAUUUGGGACUUCGCGACCUGACGGUUCUAGCAGUCACAAGUAUGAGUUUGGAUAAGCCACUUACUUUGUAUGAGCUCAUGCAUCAUUUUCCUCACAGACUUGAUAUAGUAAUUACAUGAAAGUGUGUGUGCGUGUGUGUGUGUGUAUGUGUUUAAAACUGCGAAAUGCUACACAAAUUUUUUUAAACUCUACUUUUAUUCUUCGUUGAGAUGCAGAUAUAUGGACUUACAGCAAAUGGUGAACUCAGUAGGAUUCAUAUGUAUCAAAUAAUUAUAAAAAGGCAUGCAUGCCGAAUAAUCAAUUUUCUAAGUCUCAUUAGAUGACUUAGGUUACUUCCUAAUGAGUUUCUAUAUGCACUUUAUUUUAACCUAACUCAAAAUCAAACAACUGGAAAGAACUGCAGAACCUAGAGUUGGAAGUCAUAGGAGACACUGAGAGGUUGUCAAGGUCGAACUUCUAUCUAAAGCAGAGGGAUCCGGGCUUCCCUGGUGGCGCCGCGGUUGAGAGUCCGCCUGCCGCUGCAGGGGACACGGGUUCGUGCCCCGGUCCAGGAGGAUCCCACAUGCCGCAGAGCGUCUGGGCUCGUGAGCCAUGGCCGCUGGGCCUGCAUGUCCAGAGCCUGUGCUCCGCAAUGGGAGAGGCCACAACGGUGAGAGGCCCGCGUACCGCAAAAAAUAAAUAAAUAAAAAAUAAAGCAGAGGGAUCCUAUGUACCUUGGCAGCCUCUUGGCAAAGAGCUCAGUACCCCGCAGAAUAGCUCAUUCCUUUCUGAAGCUCUCUAAUUGGUAGCUUUUGCUGAGCUAAAAUCUGCUUCCCUAGAACUUUAAUCCUUGGGCUUAGAUACCAAGUUUAGGACAGGAUAAAAGGAACAAUUAAGGCUUCUAUAAGGCUUGCCUCAACCAUGGGUUAGAGAUAAAUUCAUUUGUUUACUCAACAAAUAUUACCUGAGCUUAUUCUACAUGCCACAGACUGUGCUAGGUGCUACAUAAACAGUAGUGAACUGACCCUUGCCUUCAUGGAUUUAUAGUCUAUUAGGGAAGAUAUACCAAUGAUAUGUAAACAAAUGUAUUAUUUCAAAAUAUGCCAUGUGCUAUAAAAUUUUAUGAAGAACAGGGCAAUCAUAGAUAAGCUUGCUAGAGGGGGCAUCCCUGAAAAGAUGAUAUUUAACCUUCGACCUGGAAGAUAAAAUAGAGAAACCAUUUUUUUUUUCUUCUGUGUAAAACAUGUUACUUAUGUUUACUAGGUUCUGCUUAAGAAUAUAAAUAAUGAAAUAUAUAUAUGUAAUUUAUUUUUUAAAUUCCGUUAAAGUAUAGUUAAAAAAAAUCACACACAGAGAUAAAUCUUAUUUAUUUGAAAACACUUUCUUAUAUGAAUUAUUUACCCAUUUGUGCUGGGUACCUAAGUUUCCCACCCAAAAAAUUAGAAUUAGUGAAGAAGUAAUUCCUUAAGAAGUGGGGCAAUAUCAGCUCUCCCUUCCCCUGAAGUCGCUAAAUAAUAAAAUU
Messenger RNA from Physeter macrocephalus (sperm whale), 4557 nucleotides. RefSeq names its product asparaginyl-tRNA synthetase 2, mitochondrial (gene NARS2). The record is from RefSeq and is a predicted model, not a curated record. Gene Ontology annotation, molecular function: asparagine-tRNA ligase activity; ATP binding; nucleic acid binding. Gene Ontology annotation, biological process: asparaginyl-tRNA aminoacylation. Gene Ontology annotation, cellular component: mitochondrion. Bases 318 to 1751 code for a protein of 477 amino acids. NCBI's taxonomy places the organism in Eukaryota, Metazoa, Chordata, Mammalia, Artiodactyla, Physeteridae. The transcript has 14 exons.